GUAUGUAAUAUAAUGGACGAUGAUAAUAAACAACACAUAUUGGGAUUUUCAACAAAACAAGCUUUAAUUAGGUUACGGAAUGAUAUAGAAAGUGUGAUAAAUGAACAUAAACAGAAUACUCUUAAAGGAUUCGACUUUAUUCGUAAUAUCAUAUCAUUUUCUUCUGACAAAGUUCUGUUGUCCGGUGUUGCAUAUACUAUUAUCUUAGUUUAUAUAACUUGCUUAAUUUUGACAUAUUUAGUGGGAGAAAGUUUAUUAGCACAAUCUUAUUUACUGUGGGAAGCUUUAUUUCUUUUUAUUAUACUAGUUUUAAAUUUCCUUGUUGCAUUUAAUGAAGAAUAUAUAUACAGAAAUGAAAUUACAUUUCGGGUGUGCAAAGUAUUAAAAACUUUAAAUGAAUCAAUAGAACAAGCAGUGUGGAAAGAGAAUCACUAUCCACAUUUGUGUGCUCCGUUUUCACCAUGUGUUAUCUUACAAUGGACAUACAGAGAUGGAACAAUAGUCAAUUUACCAUGGUCACUCCUUGUAGAGGGAGAUAUAAUUGUUCUAAGACCCGGCCAGGAGAUACCAGGACAUUGCAAAGGCCUACAACCAGGAGAUCCUGAACUUUUCUUUGGACAGAUCUUUCAACUUGGCUCUCAGAGUAAGGAUAGUUUUAGUACACCAAGAAUACGUACACCACAUCAAAAUAAAGCUUACAAAAUGCUAGAAACUCCAUAUUUAAAGAAUUUAAAACUGGCUUUAGAUCAGGCCACAAGUAGACCAGUGACAGUAUUUGAGAAGCAAAGAUAUUUGUGUACAGUAAAAAUAAUGGAAGGCAUAGUGUUGCCACUUGUAAUAUCAAUUAUGGUGGUGGCAAGUUUCUUCCGACAUAUGUACCAUUUGCCCGGCAUCACACACUGGACUGAGAUCUAUUUCCUGCAAACGAUUGCUGCAUCAUUACCACUUCUACAGAUUAUAUUCCCGAUUGCCUGGGUUACUCUUAAUUGUUAUGGUCUAGCAAGGUUUAAAUUAUUAUCUGAAACCCGUCAAAAGUAUGUACGACCGAAGUCGUGUUCAAUAUCCGAAGAUGCUACUGAUCCGCUCAUACAAGCGCUGAGCGAAUCUAACCUCAAACCGGACAGUCUACGUUCGUUAGGGAAAACAUUCUUCAAUAUAUUACUAGGCAGAGAAGAUAUGGUCGCAAGAACUGCUAAUAUAGUUCAUGUGCUCGGAUCUUUAUCGGCUUUAUGUUGUAUAGACAAAAAAGGUAUCCUAUCAUGGCCGAAUCCAACAGCUGAAAAGGUAUUUUUCCUUCGAAAUUCGAGUCCCAUGUCACAAAACUCUAGUAAAACAAGUCUCGUGGGUUCAAUGGAACACCAAAGUGAAACCACAACGGACAUGGGUGACAAUAAACAAAAUCCUGAUGCUUCUACUAUUGUAGAGGUAUUAGACUUAACGCACGAUCAGAACGCUCCAUUCCGCGUUGAGUUCGACGAGCAAAGAUGGCGGACGCACAUAGCGCGGCUCAAACCUCUCGGAUUGGCCGCGCUGCUCAACACGUGCGCACCCGCACCUCGGCACACGUACGCUCACUUCUGCGCACAUCUUACUUGCGAAGCUCAAUACAGCGAAGACCUGGUGCCGGUGACAAACCGCCGUUGCCUUUGCGAGCUUGCUAAACAAAUUGGUUUCACCGACUCCGUUGCUGAAUCUUACCAUGUCCAAGACUGCCUUGCCGUCUUCAGACAUUUGCAAGCUGAUACAAUCAGGCGUGAAACUCGCUUUGUGCGUUCCUUACACCUGAGUACUAAAGUGAAGGUACCAUUGCCGCACAUGUUAGCUGUCAUCGUUAAAGAUCAGGCCAAUCAGUUGCAAAUGUUGACACAGGGUACUGCAGAUAUAAUACUGGACUCGUGCGUGGACUACUGGAACGGUCGGGAUCUAACUCCGAUAUCACCGUCCGAUCGCAAGAAGAUCAUUGACUUCUAUCAGAGGAAUUCACUCACUGCUUACUGCACUGCGUUCGCUUACAAGCCGCUGACUCGCGGUAUUUCGCCGUCUCUGUCUCGUAUGUACCUCGAGCUACCGGCGGACAGUCGGCGGCUGUACGCGCCGCACUCGCAGCAGUGGGCGGACGCUCCCGCUUUACACUUCCACUCCACAGAUUCGCUGUUAUUUAAUGAAAUAACGGAUGACGACGUCAACGAUGCUGAUGGAUUUUUUGACAUGCAAUGCAAUCAGGUGUUCAUAGGCAUGGUGACGAUGCAGUACCAAGCGCAGAGCGACAUGGUGGAGCUGAUCGAGCGUCUGGAGCGCGCGUGCAUCCGCUUCGUGCACUUCAGUAAGGAGAACGAGCUGAGGUCGCGCGUCUUCAGUGAGAAGAUGGGCCUCGAGUCCGGCUGGAAUUGCCACAUCUCACUUAUAAGCGACGACCCCGCCAGCAAGGGGGCGUCGCCGCUGUCGUCGCAAACCUUGCCGGCGGGCAAGGAGCGCGCCAACACCGGCUCGCAACUCGCUAGGGCCAUCAACACUUACGAUGCCGCGCUCGGCUUCUAUAGUAACAACAUGAACACGUCCAAGGCGCUGUCGAUGUCCGCUCCGGGGGCUAUAAACGUGGAACACACAACUGUCAAAUUUGACAACGAGAUCAAAAAGGCCCGGCACUCGAUUACCACGCAUAGCGGCUUCAAGCGUGGAAGUGUGUCAGCGUCCCAGCAGUCGACGGACUCGCUGCUGGACGCAGAGGGCGAGGGCGCGGAGUCGCCGCUGGACGCCUGCCGCUCGCUCUCCUGCCUCACAGACUCCACUGACCACUCCGCACCUGUCAACUUUGAUAUGAGCAACCGCGCGAAAUUGCCGCGCGGCAUCGAGAACAUUCGCCCGCACAUCGAGCAGGUGGACAACGUGCCGCUGCUCGUCUCGCUCUUCACCGACUGCACCUCCAGCUCCGUGCGACAGAUGAUACAGAUCAUGCAGGACUACGGCGAGGUGGUUUGUGUAAUGGGUUCUGCAGCCAACUGCCUCAACAUGGAGAUAUUCAUGCAAGCUGAUGCCAGCAUAGCCGUAGAGCCUCUGUACCCAGUGCUGUGUCAGAAGAUGCCUGCGUACCAGUUACCAGCCACCUGCGUUGGCCCCAUACAGCUUGCACGCGCUCUCAACUCCGUACCAUGCUCGCUAUCGCUUUUAAAUAAAUGGCAAAACCAACCGUUAACUAACUACUACAAUACAAAGAUGACACGCGACGCGGACGUGUCGCUGUUCGCGCUGAUCACGAUGUCGCGCCACUUCAUGACCUGCCUGUGGAACUCCACGCAGUUCUGGAUGUGCAGCGCAUGCUUCAUAUCGCUGCUGCAGGUGGGUUCGUUCUGCUGCUUGAUGCCGCUAGCGCUGAGUACUGGCGGUGCGGCGUUCGCGUCAGGCGCAGUGGCGGUACUGGCGACCGCGCUCGCAUUCCAGCCUGUACGCGCCGCUGUGAUGCAGCGCGCAGCCACACGCCCGCACGCCGACCUCAGUCCUAAGAUGGCACUGUUUGUGUUCUGGUGCUACGCGUGCAAGUUCCUGCCCGCCGCUGUCUCUAUACUGGCUCUCUAUGCGUUCACUUUGCGCAGCUUUUGCCAGCAAAUCGCUGAGGCGACUGGGGUGACAUCAUGCUGGUUAGUGUACCCAGUGAAUGUUGGCAACGUGAGUGUAGAGCGCGAUCUCUCGCGUCGCAGCUGGCACGGCUGGGGAGAUGACUUCUACGACGGCUUCUACCUCGCGCAGCAUCUCACUCUCGCACUACUCACCUUGCAUCUCAUUGUGAUAUCAAUAUCGUUCGUGGAGAGACAGCGCUCCAUCUGGCAGGGCGGCUUCUGGACUAAUAAAGUGUGGCUGGUCUCGGUAUUCCUGCUGGUGGUAGUUCAGGGCGUGUUCAGCUUUGCUUGUGUGGGCGGGUUUGGGGGCGGGGCUGUGGGCGGGGCGUGUGCUCGCUGGGGGCUGUGCGAGCUGCAGUACGUGGUGCGAUGGCCGCUAGCACUCGCGUACAUCGCCUCCCCGCUUGUUGUGCUCCUCCUCAACGAGCUCAUCAAAUGGCAGGAGAUCAAAGCUGACGUGCGCAACCAACGUCGUGCUAGAUUGGACUUCGGCACAAAGUUAGGAAUGAACUCGCCUUUCUGAGACAUAAUCUAGUCAAUUAACUUAUUUUUAAUUCAAUGACAUAUUGUUGUAUAUUUAAGGUAUCUUACAACAGAGACGAAGUAAACGUACUUGAGUGAUAUAACAUUAAUUAUUAAGAAUAAA
Papilio machaon (common yellow swallowtail) is the source of this 4260-nucleotide messenger RNA. RefSeq names its product transmembrane protein 94. NCBI's taxonomy places the organism in Eukaryota, Metazoa, Arthropoda, Insecta, Lepidoptera, Papilionidae. The record is from RefSeq and is a predicted model, not a curated record. The transcript has 29 exons. Bases 13 to 4137 code for a protein of 1374 amino acids. Gene Ontology annotation, molecular function: nucleotide binding.